ACAGACAGUAUGGGUGAGUAAAGUAAUUAAAUGUAUCCCAGCAGGAAAUGAUUUUAAUAGACCCCUAGCAGUGGGAGCAGGACCAGUUUCUGAUGGAAGAAACAUGGCUGACUCUGGUAUGGAGAUGGGAAAGAGGGUCAGUUUUGAUCCCUUUGAUCUUCCAAGUGAUGUUAGAACUCUUGCCCGUAUUGUGUAUUCUGCUCAUGGUGGUGAGAUAGCUGUCGCUUUUCUACGAGGUGGCGUCCAUGUAUUCUCAGGUCCAAGCUUCACCCCUGUUGAUAACUACCAUAUUGAUGUUGGAUCUGCCAUUUCUGCUCCUGCCUUCUCUUCAACAAGUUGCUGCUCAGCUUCUGUUUGGCAUGAUACCAGCAGAGAUUGUACAAUUUUGAAGAUUAUUCGAGUUCUUCCUCCUGCUGUUCCAAGUAAUCAGGGGAAAGCUAACUCCGCGAAUUGGGAACGUGCAAUUGCUGAGAGAUUUUGGUGGAGUCUUUUGGUUGGAGUUGAUUGGUGGGAUGCCGUGGGAUGCACACAAAGCGCUGCGGAGGAUGGUAUUGUUGCUUUGAACAGUGUCAUUGCUGUACUGGAUGCAGAUUUCCAUUCCCUUCCUUCAACUCAGCAUAGACAGCAGUAUGGACCGAGCCUAGACAGGAUAAAAUGCAGGCUUCUAGAAGGUACAAAUGCUCAAGAAGUCCGGGCAAUGGUGCUUGACAUGCAAGCAAGAUUGUUGCUAGAUAUGCUUGGCAAGGGGAUUGAAUCAGCUUUAACAAACCCAUCAGCAUUGGUUCCAGAGCCAUGGCAAGCUUCCAGUGAGACACUGUUUGGCAUUGAUCCUGAGGCGAUGGCCGUUGAACCAGCACUGGUGCCAAGUAUCCAGGCAUAUGUAGAUGCUAUACUUGAUCUGGCCUCCCAUUUCAUCACGCGUUUACGACGCUACGCAAGUUUCUGCCGUACAUUGGCUAGUCAUGCUGUUACUGCUGGUACAGGUGGGAGUAGGAGUAUGGUGACUAGUCCAACUCCAAGUGUUACAUCUCCUGCGACUUCUCAGGGUGCUCAGGGUGGUACUGCAAGUUCCACUGGGAACACUCAGAUGCAAGCUUGGGUACAAGGAGCUAUUGCAAAAAUUAGUAGUACGGCCGACAGUGUUCCUAGUUCAGCCCCAAACCCCAUCACUGGUCCUUCUACUUUUAUGCCCAUAAGUAUCAACACAGGCACUUUCCCUGGAACUCCAGCUGUUAGGCUUAUAGGGGACUGUCAUUUUCUGCAUCGGCUAUGUCAACUUUUGCAUUUCUGUUUUUUCUUCCGUGGAACACAAUUACCGCGUUUUAUGGGGGCUGCUCAAAGGAAUGCGGAUUCUUCAAUGCAAAAGCCUCAACCCAGUAUUCCAGGCAAAGCAGAAGAUUCCAACUCUGGUGCAAAACCAACACCAGGUGGUCAGGUUGGGACAGGAGCAAAGGGAUCCGAAGAAGGUCCAUCUAAACGGUCUAGGAUAGGUUCUGGCAAUGCUGGUCAAGGAUACACAUAUGAGGAGGUGAGGGUCCUCUUUCUUAUUCUUAUGGAUCUUUGUCGUCGGACUGCUGGUUUGGUGCAUCCAUUGCCGGUUUCUCAGGUUGGGAGCAGCAACAUUCAGGUCCGCCUUCAUUACAUUGAUGGGAACUACACUGUUUUGCCAGAAGUAGUUGAAGCUUCCCUCGGACCUCACAUGCAGAAUAUGCCUCGCCCUAGAGGUGCAGAUGCUGCUGGGCUGCUAUUGCGUGAGUUAGAGCUCCAUCCACCUGCUGAGGAAUGGCACAGGAGAAAUAUGUUUGGUGGACCUUGGUCUGAUUCAGAAGAUAUUGGGGGUGUGGACGAUAAUUCUAAGCUUAGCCCAUCAAGGGACUUGACUGAGUGCAGCUCAUCAGAAAACUGUGAUGUAUCUUAUGGAGCUCAUGGUUUGUGGCCAAGGAAACGUAGGAUGUCAGAACGAGACGCUGCUUUUGGGUUGAAUACUUCAGUGGGCCUGGGUGCAUAUCUUGGUAUAAUGGGGUCUCGACGAGAUGUUGUGACAGCUGUUUGGAAGACUGGGCUUGAAGGAGUUUGGUAUAAGUGCAUAAGAUGUUUGAGACAGACUUCAGCUUUUACUUCACCUGGUGGCAACCCUUCCGCCACUCAAAAUGAGAAGGAAGUAUGGUGGAUCAGCCGGUGGGCAUAUGGCUGUCCCAUGUGUGGUGGGACUUGGGUUCGAGUUGUAUAGAGCAUUGAGAGUAGUUCACCAACAAUGUGCUCCCAAUUUUCGUGAACGGUAAUGGUUCACCACAUGGAUACAAACGCAUUGGACUCUGCCAGCUUAUUGCCUAUUCAUCACUAUGGUCAUGUACUAUAUCUUAAAGAUCAGUGUGACUAGUGAGGCAGAGCCUGAAGUUGGGUAAUUGGUAUGUGGUCUGAGCUUACUAUAUGUGUUAUACCAUGAAAUGUUUUGGAAAGAAGUCAAGGUGAUUUAAACCCCGUUUUCUGAAAAAUGGGGAUACUCCUUAGUCAAAGACAUCAAAUUUUGGAACUAAGAAUGAAUCCCCACAUACGUAUGCAAAGGUCUUUUUGCCAGUGGGAGUUGAAUAUAUUAGAUUCUCUUCCCAAACCAGAGCAUUUCAGGGGUUGUAGUUAUGUAUAAUAACAGCCCAUUUGUUGUUUGUAUGGGGGCAAUCCAUUUGCUGUGAGUAGCUGUCGAGUAAUCAAAUUUUGUAAACUAAAAUGCGUCUCUCUCUCUCUCUCUCUCUCUCUCUCUCGUCUCUUUAGUUAACUAUGGUUGUGACUAUAGUUGUGGUCCUGUACAAAUGUUUCGCUUUCCUUUUGUGGUUAUGGCAUGUCUCAACUAGCUUAGAUAUU
This is a messenger RNA of Nicotiana tabacum (common tobacco), 2859 nucleotides long. NCBI's taxonomy places the organism in Eukaryota, Viridiplantae, Streptophyta, Magnoliopsida, Solanales, Solanaceae. The record is from RefSeq and is a predicted model, not a curated record.